CUCUAACUUUGGGUAAUAAUGUUUGUCAGCUACCUGAUACUAACGUUGCUCUGCUUUCAAACAGCAGUGUUAGCAAGACCUGGGGGUGAGAGCAUUGGCUGUGACGACUAUCUGGGUUCUGACAAGGUGAUUGACAAGUGUGGAAUAUGUGGAGGGGACAACACUGCUUGCAAGGUGGUGUCUGGAGUUUUCAAACACACGCUAACAAAUCUUGGCUACCACAAGAUAGUGGAAAUUCCUGAAGGAGCUACUAAAAUCAACAUUACUGAGAUGUCAAAGAGCAACAACUAUUUGGCCCUGCGGAGCCGCUCGGGACGGUCCAUCAUCAACGGGAACUGGGCGAUCGAUCGGCCCGGGAGAUACGAAGGUGGUGGGACAAUGUUCACCUACAGGCGCCCAAACGAGAUCUCCAGCACUGCAGGGGAGUCGUUUUUAGCAGAUGGCCCAACAAAUGAAGUCCUUGAUGUCUAUAUGAUACAUCAGCAGCCUAACCCAGGUAUCCAUUAUGAGUAUAUCAUUCCAGGAGACAAUGUCAUUAGUCCUCAGCUGCUUGCUCACAGGAGGCCAGGGGAGCCGUUGAAUGGUCAGUUGGGAAUGCCAGAAGGUACAAGUCAUGAGGAUGAGGAUUUGCACAGAGAGACAGACAUUCUCACUGGACAGUCAGCUGGAACUUUUCCAGUUAUUCAGCCAGGAAGAUUUCCUUCUCAUCAGCCAGAAAACCAGGUGCCUGCUAUGCAACAGCCAAGGCAAAACCGAGAACACAACUGGAAACAGGUUGGAAAAACUGAGUGCACUACUACCUGUGGGAAAGGAUCACAGUACCCAAUUUUCCACUGUGUCAACAGAAUCACUCACGAGGAGGUCCCCGAGGGUUACUGUGACAGCAGUACCAAACCCAUCCCAGAAGAGGAGGCCUGCAACCUCUUCCCGUGUCCAGCUUUCUGGGACAUAGGGGAGUGGUCUGAGUGCAGCAAAACCUGCGGCCUGGGGAUGCAGCACCGCCAGAUCUUGUGCCGGCAAAUCUACGCCAACCGCACCCUGACGGUGCAGCAGUACCGGUGCCACCACCUGGAGAAGCCUGAGACCACCAGCACCUGCCAGCUGAAGAUCUGCAGUGAGUGGCAGAUCAGGACAGAGUGGACCUCAUGUUCAGUGCCUUGUGGAGUGGGGCAGAGGACCCGGGAUGUGAAGUGUGUCAGCAACCUUGGGGACGUUGUUGAUGACGAGGAGUGUAACAUGAAGCUGCGGCCAAAUGACAUUGAGAACUGUGACAUGGGCCCCUGUGCCAAGAGCUGGUUCCUCACAGACUGGAGUGACAGGUGCUCGGCAGAGUGUGGGGCCGGGAUCCGCACGCGCUCCGUGCUCUGCAUGACCAACCACGUCAGCAGUUUGCCUCUGGAGGGCUGCGGCAACAACAGACCCUCGGAAACGACCCCCUGUAAUAAUGGACCCUGUGCUGGUAAAGUGGAGUGGUUUGCUGGGGGCUGGACACAGUGCUCUUCUGAAUGUGGCAGUGGAACUCAACAGAGAGAAGUCAUUUGUGUUAGGAAAACUGAAGGUAAUUUUGAUGUUUUGGACCCCUAUGAAUGUUCAUAUUUGGAAAAACCUCCCAUCCAGCAAUCCUGCUACCUCAAACCGUGUGGAUCUAAGUGGUUUCAUACAGAAUGGAGCACAUGUUCCAAAUCCUGUGAAGGAGGAUUUCGGGUCCGGGAGGUGCGGUGUCUGUCAGAUGACAUGGCAGCCAGUUCCCAGUGUGACCCACAGCUGAAACCCGAAGAGAAAGAACCCUGCAACACACAAGAUUGUGUCCCUGAAAUAGAUGAGAACUGCAAAGAUAAAUACUACAACUGCAAUGUGGUGGUUCAGGCCAGGCUCUGUGUCUACACCUACUACAAGACAGCCUGUUGUGCAUCCUGUACCCGGGUGGCAAACAGACAGUCGGGGUUCCUGGGCCGCAGAUAACAAACACUCUCUGCUCGAAGCAGCCGCGUGGGGCUGCCCGUGGAGCCGGAACAGUGUUACUGCUUUGACUGCAGCAGUCUUAGCUUCUUAGAGAGGGGGGGUUGUAUUGCUGAGUGCAUCGAGACUAUGGUUAAAUCUCACACCCUUUCAGUUAUUGUGCAGUUAUCUCUUUUGUUUGUUGUAAAACCGUGAUCUUUUUCAAGCAUUAGUUGCUAAUGAUACUGUUAUUUGCACCUGCUCAUCAGAUAAUUAUUUAAGGAACAUACCAGCCUUAAUAUUGUGAAAUGAAUGAAAACUGAAUCAAUUGCAGCAAUUACUGGAGAUAGUUGACCAGUGUGGAUGCAGCUGCUGCAUUAUUUUCUGAGUGCUUACUUUUACUUGGUAUUUUGGACUGCCUUAAAUUAGAUGACUAAAUCAAUGAAACAUGCACAUGAGAAAAAUUACUUCCCGAAGAACCAGACCCUUGAAGACCCAUUUGUCAGCAGUUUCUUAGCACUCUACAUUAUGUUUUUAAUUACUUCAGUCCAUUCAUAAUUAGAGUCACUGUUAAGCUCUCUCAGUUGUACUUUUAACUAAUGUCCUGUCCUCAGGCAGUAAAUAUAUACACACUUAACUGCCAAAAAGUGCCUUUAUAUUUAAUUCAUAAACUCUUGAAGAUACACUUUUCUAAGUUUGUAUGGAUUUUAAAAUAAUUACCUACCAGAGUGACACUAAUGUCUAGCCCUUCAAGUCUUUAACAGCUCCAUCUGUCAGUGAGACACAUUCAGCAGAGAGGUGAAGAGCCUUUGCUGAUGGAAUAAGUGAUUGUUUCCCCAGGCGAGGUCUCUUCCCUGUAGGACAGUUAUUUCAGUGAACUGGGAUCUUGCCUGAUCCUUUGUCUCUGCACUAUUGCUUAACAACUACCAUACCAAAGUACUUUGUCCAGACCUAGUCUGGAUGUGUCACCAGUUUCUGAAACCACCACCAAAGGAUGCAGGCCUGUGUGCUUUGUAGUCGUGUGUUACUCGUGGUGUCAGGCAGCGGUGUGAGUGUAGUACCUGAGUAUCUGUCAAGAGAUCUUGGCUAUUGACAUUCUUCAGGUUUUGAUCGGUUGUUACAACAUAUUUGCCUUUUUUCACUUAAUGUUUCAUCACACAGAUCUAUUUAUACCACUCCUUUUCUGUUACUCAAGAAUGGCUGCAGACUAAGAGCUGAAUUUAAGUGGUGAUUUUUCAUUUCUGCAAUUACCAUACUCAGCCUUGGGACUUGCUAAAAGCAAAUAGGGUGUGCUGUGCAGGGCAGAUCAGUUUUUGCAUUAUCUGCAUGUUCUCUAGCCUUUGCUUGAGAGGUCUUUCAAAUGUGUAAAUAAGGCUGAAGGAAAAAAAUGAACACCACUGCUUAUUCAGCUGUUUAUUACAGCAUAUUUUUUGUAAAUUAGUGAUGCUCAACUAUGCAUCUCUUUCUAAGGUGCCUGAUGUCUGAGUUGAAAAACAGCUGUGACAAUCAUGUUCAGUCACUCCCAGAGAUGUGAUAUAACAGUGGUUAAGGUGUCCUGCUACUGAUGCAGACCCAUGUUUGAGCCUCACUGUGUGUUCUUUUCUUCUUACUGCUCUGGUGGAGAGGACGUGGAAAGGGAAUGGAGCUCUGGGAGGCAAAGGUUGCUGGGUGUGGUACUGCUCACGUCAGGGUUUGUGCUGGAAGCCACAGGAAGGUGGAAUUCCUGUAGUCUAAAAGCUGCCUUGAAUUGAGACAAACCUUUGAAUUUUUUGAUUCAGUCACUCGUGAAAAAUAUAUUUUAGACAUGAUGAACUACCACUGUUUGGCUAAAGGAAAUUAAAGGAAAAAGUGUUUCCCCUAGAAUUUGAAGUUAUCUUUGUGACUAUAAACCAAUCAUGUCUUUGGCUGUUUCUGUACACCUUAGCUUAGGCUUUUUUACUGUAAAUAAUUUAUAUAAAAUUGUUAGAAACAGAAAUGCUAAUUAGAAAACUUCUGAGUUCAUGAAUCUUUUACAGUCCUGUUCCCUUGUAUUAUGAAGAUUUAUCCAUGAAGAUAACUUAUAGAUUUGUGAUGAUAUUAUAUUCCUUAGAUUCUCGACCAAAGAAUGUUAUGGAGACAGUGCAGUGUAAACAACUCUGGAAUCCAGUAUUUCUAAAUA
Pipra filicauda (Wire-tailed manakin) is the source of this 4096-nucleotide messenger RNA. RefSeq names its product thrombospondin type 1 domain containing 4 (gene THSD4). The transcript has 12 exons. Bases 19 to 1962 code for a protein of 647 amino acids. Gene Ontology annotation, cellular component: extracellular matrix. Gene Ontology annotation, molecular function: metalloendopeptidase activity. Gene Ontology annotation, biological process: extracellular matrix organization. NCBI's taxonomy places the organism in Eukaryota, Metazoa, Chordata, Aves, Passeriformes, Pipridae. The record is from RefSeq and is a predicted model, not a curated record.